Molecule: messenger RNA, 1805 nt
Organism: Cuscuta campestris
Lineage: Eukaryota; Viridiplantae; Streptophyta; Magnoliopsida; Solanales; Convolvulaceae
Source: the annotation of a GenBank genome assembly
AUCCAAAAUGCUAAAACUAAUUGAAAACGCUCUUCUCAAACAAAGCCUAAUUCUAAAAAUGUUAUAAUAGUAUUUUCAAAAUGCUAACACUAAUCUCAUUCUAAUUUGAUUCAUUCCCAAUUUCCUAAACCCAUAAAUCUCCGCCCCCCGCGUUUUCAUCAUCCAACCCAUCAUUCCAUUCUUGUCUUCCAUUGACGAACUCGUCAUCAUCAUCUUCUUCUUCGUCUUCUUUCUCCCAUUCGACAGAAAAAUGGGCAGUGGCAAGACCAGAUGGAAGCUCUCCUUUCUCAGAAAGCAGCAUCUUCUCGUCGCCGUCCCCGACGAGUUCACCUGCCCCAUCUCCCGCUCUCUCAUGGCCGACCCUGUCGUCGUCGCCUCCGGCCACACCUUCGAGCGAAACUGCGCUCUCGCCUGCAAGUCUCUCUCCUUCUCCCCCACUCUCCGCGAUGGGUCCGCCCCCGAUUUCUCCGCCGUUAUCCCCAAUUUGGCCCUCAGGACCGCCAUUCUCAACUGGUGCCGCUCUUCUCUCGUCGAUUCUCCCAGCCCCGUCGAUUUUCUCUCGGCCCAGAAGCUCGUCCGUGCUCUCAUGGCCGCUCAGAGCGCCAUCUCUCGUCCUUGCCUGGUUUCGAAGACGUUCAGCGAAUCGCAGUCUGUGUGUGACCGGACGCCCAGUCUGCUGUCCACCACGAGUUCCGAGGAAUCUGCUGCGGCGGCGGCCUCACGGACGGCGUGUUACUCGUCUUCCCCGGAGUUGGAAGCCCUCCACGCCAAUUCUCUGGAAGAAGACGAGAUUGUAGCGAAGCUGAGGAGCCCCAUUGUUUCCGAACAAGAAGAUGCGGUGAUACUGCUCCGGGAUCUGACCCGAACCCGGGAGGAAAAGCGGAUCCAGCUCGGCACCCCAAGAUUACUCGCCGCUCUCCGGCCACACAUCACCUCCAGAUGCGCGGCCGUCCAGGUCAACGCUGUGGCGGCGCUGGUGAACCUCUCCUUGGACAGCCAAAACAAGGUCAGAAUCGUCCGCUCCGGGAUCGUCCCGCCGCUGGUCGACGCCCUGAAGGGCGGUUCCCCUGAAUCGCAGGACCACGCCGCCGGCGCGCUCUUCAGCUUAGCCCUAGAGGACCACAACAAGACGGCAAUCGGCGUCCUCGGAGCUCUCCCUCCGCUCCUCCACUCCCUCCGAUCCGAAUCGGAACGGACCCGACACGACGCCGUUCUGGCCCUCUACCAUCUCUCCACAGUGCAAAGCAACCGGGCCAAACUCGUGAAACUCGGGUCGGUUCCGUCCCUAAUCGGUAUGGUGAAAUCGGGUCACAUGACCGGCCGGAUCCUCCUGAUUCUGUGUAACCUAGCCGGCAGCCCGGAAGGGCGGGCGGCGCUGCUGGACGGCGGCGCAGUGGACUGCUUCGUCGGCAUUCUAAAACAGGGCGAGUCCGAACCAGACUCCAUCCGAGAGAGCUGCGUUUCUGCACUGUACGGGCUCAGCCAUGGCGGGUUGAGGUUUAAGGGUUUGGCAAAGGAAGCAGGAGCAGAGGAAGUGUUGGUGAGGGCGGAAGAAACCGGAAGCGAACGGGUCGGGUCAAAGGCAAAGAGGGUAUUGGAGGUUCUGAGAAAGAAGGAUGAAGAAGAAGAAGUGGACUGGGAAGAAUUGCUGAACUCUAAUGGCGACGAAGACGAUGAAGAGAUCAAAACACGGUACUCCCGUUGAUUAUAGUUUUUUUGAUCUGUUCUUGAAUAUGGAUUGUAAUUAUCAUCCGGGUUUUUUCCAUCUUCGGAUUUAGAACUGUAAAUAAAGAUUCCAAAGAAGA